Messenger RNA from Parnassius mnemosyne (clouded apollo), 1839 nucleotides. The record is from the annotation of a GenBank genome assembly. Lineage: Eukaryota; Metazoa; Arthropoda; Insecta; Lepidoptera; Papilionidae.
AUGCAAAGUGCAUCAGAUAUAAUAUCAUCCUUAUUGUGGUUUAAGGACAACGAAUAUCCAGAUGAAGAAAGUAACUCUCAAAUAAUACAGCAAUUUGUUCAAAAUGUUGAAGAUUUCAGUUCGCAGUAUGGAAGUGAAAUUAGUGUUUCAUAUACAGCUUUUAAUCUUCGUGGGCCACCUUCGAAUUUUCCAGAUUAUGGAGAUUAUCCUCAGGCGUUUGUUAUGAGAACCUAUGGAAAGUGGUGGGAUGAGGCUCCAUCUUUUCAAGAAGAUUAUAUGCCACAAAAUAGUCGUUCCAUACCCAGUCAAGACUAUGUAGAAGUGUCUUUCGAAAGAGCCGUUUAUCCACUUGAGGUGGCUAUAUUUGAGACCUACAAUCCGGGCGCGCUAGUUCGCAUCUGGGCCUUGGGAUCGGCUGCGUGGAUCUUACUUUGGGAGGGUGAGCCGAAGUACGCUGGUGAUAUGCCGAGAAUUUUCAGUCCACCUAUAAAACAAAUAAAUUUUCCAACCAGGAUUCUUCGUCUGGAAUUCAACCAUCGGUUAUUGCCGUAUUAUACAGAGCUGGACGCUAUAUUGCUGCGAGGAAGAGAACCUGCAAACAUGAACAAAAUGAAAAACAAUUUCGCUUAUUCUUCAUUAUUUUACCAGAAAACACAACCGCCCAUCCCCAAAGGUCUUCUAAAUAGAGUAAUAGCAUCAAACCUGCACGAAAAAGUCCUACCGAUUACACCGCUAAAAGAUCAACAUAUCGUCACGGGGCCACCUCUAGGUGACUUUCAAAGAUUACCGGACGAAACUAUUCUGGCAAUCAUGAAGUUUUUGGAUAUGCAGUCUUUAAGCCGCUGCGCUCAAGUGAGCCGCCACUUUAGUAGGCUAGCUCUGGACGCAAUCCUGUACCGGUGCAUCGACCUCAGGCCUUACUGGCACUGCGUUCGCUCACAGGUGCUGUCAACUUUGGGGACGCGUUGCAAAUUCCUUCAGAAGCUCGAUUUGUCUUGGUGCGGGAGUCAUCGCAUGAUACAGCCCCAUUACGUUGUUAAUUUCCUGAGAGACAACUGCUCGGAAUUAACACAUCUGAGAAUGAAUUGCUGCGAAUUUGUCGACAACUCGGUGCUAAGGAGUGUGAUUGAGAAUUGCGCUUAUCUACAAGAGCUGUGCUUGCGUUCGGUCGUGGGGUGUACUGACUGGAUAUGCCUGGCCACACUGAAGCGACUGAGGCGGCUGGAUCUGUACCGCACGGACAUCGGCACGAUUGCCGCCGUCGCCAUAGUGCGCGCCAACCCUCACCUGCAGCAUGUGAAUGUUGGUUCGUGUAAAAUGAUAUCGGCAAUGGACGAAGUGGCAAUAGCCUUGGGUGCCAAUUGUCCUGGACUCAUAUCCGUAGACUUUUGGAAAUCUUAUUCGUUGACCGCGGUGGGUAUUAGGUCGCUCGGGAACUGCAAGAUGCUGCAAGAGUUGGAUGUGGGAUGGUGCUUACAAGCGGGCAGUUCAGGCGACUGGUUGGCUUCUCUAGAGGGGAAAGAGCUUCGCAAACUGUUUCUUGGAGCUUUACGUGGAGUUUGUGACCGUGACCUCCGCACUUUAAUACCACGCGCGCCAAAACUAUCACAACUAGACCUGUUGGGCGUCAGAGCGGUCACACCUGAUAUUUGUAGCGAUAUAUUAGCGCGAUGCCAAGAGCUGAGACUGUUAGAUGUCAGCUUUUGUGAUCAAAUUUUGGAAUCUCAGGUAAACGAAUGGCGGCGACAAUACCCACACGUGAGCAUCAAGAGAUCGUUCCAGUCCGCCAAUAUGAGUGCGGUGCCUAGCCCCCUGUUCUUAGCUCCCAGUCUUGAAUGA